AUGAUUCGCGGCCUUGCGAUGGUAGUCCUGUGCUCCCAAGCAGCUGCGGGAACCUUGAGUGGUCUGUUGGCGAGCCUAACAGGUCACGAGAACACCACCUGUGCUGACACUCAUCAUGCCUGUGCCACGAGCUUUGCUGCCUUCUUCCCAGAUACGGCAGCUACGCAUGCGGCAGACCACUUCCUGCCCGACAUCUCAAGCUCAUCAGUGGCAGAUGGACAUGAGGCACACCAUGACGGACACAUGGACCAGUUUGACUCCUCGUCCCUUCUGAACGGUCGACGGCCCCGGAUGUUUGUGAGCUUUGAGAAGAAGUGA
Molecule: messenger RNA, 318 nt
Organism: Symbiodinium pilosum
Lineage: Eukaryota; Dinophyceae; Suessiales; Symbiodiniaceae
Source: the annotation of a GenBank genome assembly